AUGGCCCCAAUGCUUGAAUUCCGUACACAGGGCUACAACCCGUACGCCGUAAAGUACUCGCCCUACUACGACUCGCGCAUCGCCGUCGCAUCUUCUGCCAACUUUGGCAUCGUAGGAAAUGGUCGAGUCUUCGACACCAACGACUCCCAAUAUGACCUCGCUUGGUCCGAAAUCAACGAAAACCAGCUUGUCGUGGCCUGCGGCGACGGCUCCAUCAAGCUCUUCGACCUCGGCGUCAAGGACUUCCCCGUCAUGAACUUCCACGAACACAAGCGCGAGACCUUCUCCGUCAACUGGAGCCCCAUCACAAAGGACACCUUCGUCUCCGCCUCCUGGGACGGCACAAUCAAGCUGUGGUCCCCGACGCGCGACCACUCCCUGCGCACCCUACCCGUCGGCAACUGCACCUACAGCGCCGCCUUCCAGCCCUCCAACCCCAGCAUCAUCUCCGCCGUCUCCUCCGACUCGCAGAUCCGCAUCUUCGACCUGCGCACCCCCGUUUCCUCGCGCUACCACCUGACGUCCAUGAUCCCCGUGCACGCCGCCGGGCCCAGCUUCCCAUCGGCGGCGCCCGCGGAGGUCUUGACGCACGACUGGAACAAGUACCGCGACACCGUCAUCGCGACCGGCGGCGUGGACCGCGCCGUGCGCACGUUCGACAUCCGGAACCCGACGGCCGGGCCGGUGUCCGUCAUGCAGGGGCACGAAUACGCCGUCAGGAGACUGGCUUGGAGCCCGCACGCGGCGGACCUGCUGCUGACGGCGAGCUACGACAUGACCGUCAGGUUAUGGGACGAUCGCUCGAAUGCGCCGCCCGCGGGGCCGGCGGGCGGGGCGCAGGUGGGAGCGCAAGUCGGCAUCAUGAACAGGCACACCGAGUUUGUGGUGGGCGUAGAUUGGUGCCUGUUUGGUGUCGGGGGUUGGGUGGCGACCGUCGGCUGGGACGAGAGGGUUUUGUUGUGGGAUGCGAACGCCUUGCUGGCUGGUCGGUAA
Messenger RNA from Colletotrichum siamense, 993 nucleotides. It is a transcript of the gene PEX7, whose product is annotated as Peroxisomal targeting signal 2 receptor. The transcript is spliced from 2 exons. Gene Ontology annotation, biological process: protein import into peroxisome matrix. Gene Ontology annotation, cellular component: cytosol; peroxisomal matrix. The record is from RefSeq and is a predicted model, not a curated record. Gene Ontology annotation, molecular function: protein binding. NCBI's taxonomy places the organism in Eukaryota, Fungi, Ascomycota, Sordariomycetes, Glomerellales, Glomerellaceae. Bases 1 to 993 code for a protein of 330 amino acids.